AUGAAGAUCUACACCUCGCCUUACCCGCCUGUUCCGCUCGUGCACGAGUCCGUCUUCACGAAUCUUUUCCGGACCCAUUUCAACGAGCACCCGCCCGACGCGCCCGCAUUCAUCGACGCCGCGACAGGUUUCACGAUCACCCGUGCCGGGACGUGCGACCUCUCGCUCUCUUUCGCCCACGGACUCCGGCAUGCGUUCAGCGAGCUGGGCGGCGUCCCGCUCGCGCGCGGGGACGUUGUCAUGGUGUUCUCGCCCAACUCCAUCGCCUGGGCGCCCAUGAUGUUCGGCGGCUGGGCCGCCGGGCUGCGUCUGACCCUCGCGAACAGCUCCUACACGCCGCGCGAGGUGGCGCACCAGUGGAAGGACAGCGGGGCAAAGACUGUGCUCGUUCAUCCUGCUCUGCUGCCCGUCGUCCUCGACGCGUUCAAGCUUGUGCAUGUGGACACCUCGGAGGCGCGACGCAGAAUUGUCGUUAUAGAUUGGCAGACGAGUCAUGGUUCGGCGCGCCCUGGGGAGUUUAUUUGCAUGACCGACUUGAUGGAUAAAGGUCGGCUGUCCGAGGAGGAAAAGUUUCUGGGGGAGCAGGCGCACGAGACUACGCUGCUCUGCUAUUCUUCUGGAACUACGGGUAAGCCGAAGGGCGUGGAGACCACACACCACAACCUCACGUCUAUGUUCGAUAUGGCUGCGAUUACGUUCCCGAAAUUGAGUAACCCGAACCCUAGGAUGCUGGCCAUGCUACCCUUGUAUCACAUCUAUGGCAUUAUCAAGUUGUUGGGAUGCCAACUUCAUCGUGGCGUCCCUCUCGUCAUCAUGGAAAAAUUCGAACCUGUGGCGUUCUGCCGCGCAAUUCAGGACCAUAAGGUGACCCAGGCUUUCAUCGUGCCUCCUGUCUGUGUAGUGCUUUCGCAGCAUCCUGCGGUUGAACAGUUCAACUUGACAAGUUUGGAGUGGCUAUUAUGUGCUGCUGCCCCCUUAAGCCAGCAGCUGUUAAUGAUGACCAAUGACCGCUUGCACUCUGUCGGAGCAAGAGUGAGCAUCACUCAAGGAUAUGGACUCACCGAGACCUCGCCUACUCUGACGUUUCAAGAUACCGAUUCCUACUUGCGGAAGGCCGGCAGUGUUGGAUCGCUUCUGCCAAACCUCGAAGCCCGCCUAGUGGUCGAUGAUACCCGUGAUGCAGCAGAAGGCGAAGCUGGUGAGCUAUGGGUUCGAGGACCAACGGUUUUCAAGGGAUAUCUGAACAAACCAGAGGCGACUAGGAAUGCCAUUACACCGGAAGGCUGGUUCAAGACAGGUGACAUCGCCAUCCGGGACUCGGAGGGAUACUACACCAUCGUCGACAGGCUAAAGGAACUAAUCAAGUACAAGGGCUUCCAAGUCCCGCCUGCUGAACUAGAGGGCGUGCUGAUAGAGCAUCCGGAUAUCGCGGAUGCCGGCGUUGUAGGCGUUUACUCUGAUGUGGAGGCGACGGAGCUCCCAAGGCAAGUUGCGAUACGUGACUGUCAGUGUCUCGGGUGCACCGCUUACCGGGACUGUAGAGCAUACGUCGUCCCUGCUCGCAAGUUGACACCUGGGGAAAAGAAAGAAUUUGCAGAGAGUGUAGAGAAGUGGGUCAGGAGCAAGCUUGCACGACACAAGUACUUGCGGGGCGGCGUGAUCGUCGUCGAUGCGAUACCCAAAAGGCAAGUUCUCAUUUUUCACAGGCUUAUGAGUGUCUAG
Messenger RNA from Phanerochaete carnosa HHB-10118-sp, 1722 nucleotides. RefSeq lists its product as uncharacterized. Gene Ontology annotation, biological process: secondary metabolic process. The transcript is spliced from 8 exons. The coding region runs from base 1 to 1722 and encodes 573 amino acids. NCBI's taxonomy places the organism in Eukaryota, Fungi, Basidiomycota, Agaricomycetes, Polyporales, Phanerochaetaceae. The record is from RefSeq and is a predicted model, not a curated record. Gene Ontology annotation, molecular function: CoA-ligase activity.